AUGUCAACAAUGCCAAUGUCUGCAAAUGAUCUUUAUCAACGUUAUUCAUCAUCAUGGCCAUUUUCAUCUUUAAAUAUGACAUCAAAUCGUCAUAUCUAUCACCAUAAUGAAAAGUAUCGUUCAUCAACAAAUACUCGUAUAACACGUUUUUAUAUUGAUGAUAUUCUUGCUGAUUCCAAAACAUCAUCAACAAAUGAUCUAUGUUCACGUUCAACAAAGAAUCAUAAAGAACGUUGUCGAUCUGUUUCGAACAGUGAUGAUGGUGGUGAUUUAUUAAUAAAUUCUCAAAAGAAAAAAAAGAAAAAAGCACGAACUACUUUUACGGGUAAACAAAUAUUUGAACUUGAAAAAAAAUUCGAAGAUAAAAAAUAUUUAUCAUCAACUGAACGUGCUGAAAUGGCUACUUUACUAACUGUUACUGAAACACAAGUUAAAAUUUGGUUUCAAAACCGCCGUACAAAAUGGAAAAAAACUGAAAAUAUUUCAAAUGCUGAAGCUGCUGAACAUAAAUUAAGUACAAGAAAAAUGUCAUCAACAUCGUCAUCAUCAUUGGAUCAAAAUCGAAAUCAACCUGCUCAAUUGCCAGUCGGUGGUAGUACGAGUAGCAAGAGUAGUAGCUGCAGUUCGGCUAGCUCACAUCGAUCCGAUAAACGAGUUUAUAGUGCCCCAUCAAUCCCGCCAGUUCCACUCCCAUCUCCACUUCCAUUACUUUAUUUUAAUCCAUUUUCACAUUUACUUCAAUCAUCAUGUUCAUCAAAUCACGACAAAUUACAUUCGCCAACAUUCGACCCACAAUCUUGUUCGGAUUCGACGUCAACUCAAUCACCAUUGCCAGUACCUGAAAAUAAUCAUUGUUCACCGUCAAGUAGUUCGACACCAGUAAACGAGACGAAUGAAGAUCAUACGUCAGAUGAAAAUACAAUACCACAGUGUUUAAUUAAACAACGAUCAUGUUCGAGAUGA
Messenger RNA from Rotaria socialis, 963 nucleotides. The record is from the annotation of a GenBank genome assembly. Lineage: Eukaryota; Metazoa; Rotifera; Eurotatoria; Philodinida; Philodinidae.